UUCGUUUCAACCAAUAGCAGCGCUCGUUACUAUGAAGUCUCUCUGUAAGUAACGCGCUUGCGUAAAAACAAAAGCGUUUUAUAGAGCUCACGCGGAAAGGCCAUGGAUUCUCAGGAAAAAAUCCAGCCUCCUAAACAGCAGCCGAUGAUCUACAUUUGUGGAGAGUGUCACACAGAAAACGAGAUCAAGGCCAGAGACCCCAUCAGAUGCAGAGAGUGUGGUUACAGGAUCAUGUACAAGAAGAGGACCAAAAGACUGGUGGUAUUUGAUGCCCGAUGAGAUGCAUCUGCUGUUCUUUCUGUUCGAAUUAGCUUUUUUUUAAUCUUUGAAUGUGUAAAUACAUAAGUAAAAUACAAUUUACAAACAAAAUCUUGAGUGAAUGUUUUCUCUUUGUAUUUGCAAUGUAGAAUUAUAAAGUGAUUUUUUUUUUUCUUUUGGUGCUCAAAUCAUGUUUAGCGAGUUGUUCUUUUCGGGUUUAGGAGGGAUGGGAUACAUUAGUGUAAAUUCACAAGUGAAAUGGCUCAGUUGUUACUAGAGCAGUGAUAAUGAAGCACAGUUGAUGCAGAAAUCCUGUUCAAACCACGCAGCUUUCUGUGGGUCACCGCAGUGAAUUCACAUGACCAGCUUGUGAUCCCGUUGUCAAAUCUGCACGGGGAAAUGUUUUGCCCUCACGCAGUAUUCUCAAUCACAUGAAUUCCUAUCGAAAUGACUGGAUUUCACUCACUCUCGAGCAACAGUAAAUGCGACCACCCCUUCAGUGGAUAGAAAAGGUAAUAUAAAUUAAAGAUUGUCAUGAUAUGUGGUAUCAUUGUAGUGUUUAAUAGAGUAUAAACCUGAUGAUCAUGUGAUCCAACAUGAAAUAUGGGGGGGGGCAUCUUGUGAUUUAAUGGAUGUGAUGAAUUCAGAUGACCGACAUUUGAACAGUGAUCUAGAAAUGGCUUUGUUAUAAAUGUUAUAAAACUUUGUUUUCUCUGUGUCUGGAAAAUGUUUACUAGCCUGCAAAAUUUGUUACUGUGACCAACAUUGAAAUGGCUACACAGAAUAACUGCUGUUUUCUUUUUAAAUGUUUUUUGGCUAUUAUAACACAAAAUAAAUGUUCUGUUUCUUUCAAUGAA
Molecule: messenger RNA, 1115 nt
Organism: Carassius auratus (goldfish)
Lineage: Eukaryota; Metazoa; Chordata; Actinopteri; Cypriniformes; Cyprinidae
Product: DNA-directed RNA polymerases I, II, and III subunit RPABC4
Exons: 4
Coding region: 103-279 (58 amino acids)
Biological process (GO): DNA-templated transcription
Cellular component (GO): RNA polymerase I complex; RNA polymerase II, core complex; RNA polymerase III complex
Molecular function (GO): DNA binding; zinc ion binding
Source: RefSeq, a predicted model, not a curated record